Messenger RNA from Copidosoma floridanum, 4092 nucleotides. Its product is annotated as RNA-binding protein fusilli. The record is from RefSeq and is a predicted model, not a curated record. Gene Ontology annotation, molecular function: RNA binding. NCBI's taxonomy places the organism in Eukaryota, Metazoa, Arthropoda, Insecta, Hymenoptera, Encyrtidae.
UAAAGUAUACAUAUGUAUCUUUCAUAUCAUUGUAAAUAAAUAUACACAAGGUAAACUGUGUUUGUGAGCGUGGGUUUUUUUUGUUGUUAAUUAAUCACCCGAUCCGACUAAUUCGAGCAUAGUCGUAUCAUCGGAUUGUUGUGCGUGUCGUCAUAGCCGUUGUCGACUGUGCGCAGAAAUGAUCAUAACCUCACAACGAGCUGCGCAAGAGGCAGCUGCUGUAGCUUUACCUGGUCUCACCUGAGGACGACGAACUCCAAAAAGAGCAACAAGUAUACAGGGUGUGUGUAAUAUAUACAUACGUACCUUUAAAAGGGAGAAAGGAAUCACCAUCACAGUUAUACGGAGCAACGGCAGCAUCGCAGGCAAAGGCUUUUUCAUGCACAAGAUGCUGAUAACAGGGAAACCAAUCCGGAUCUAUUUUGUUCUUCAACGGUUGUAAAGUAAAAAAGGUGCUCUAUAGCCGUCUCCCUCGGCAUUUCUCGGCGGAUACCACACGUAUACACACAACAGCAGCACAGGUGUGACUAGUGCGUUUAUAUAUUUAUGUGGUAUAAAACUACACGCUUCGCAUAUGUACUCAUCGACGGAUUAUACCUGUUAUGAUACAAAAAUAAAAAUAUAGUGCUCCGAUAAUCCCAAAAGAGAACACAACCGCUCAAACACAUUUUUAUACACACGCAAACGAACACGAAUAGCGUUAAAACUGCAGACGAAAGAUGCAGGUGAUCGGCAGCGCGUCGACUGGCGGUGCAGGCGUCGUUGUCAGUGUUGGCAGCACUGCCAACAGUAUAAUUAGCAAAAAUAUGAUAAUCAGCAGUAAUAACAACAACAACAACAACAACAGUGUAGGCAACAAUAAUACCGCCGGUGCCAUGGGACCGACCCAUCUGGUCGCUCUUUACGUGGCGACGGCCGGCCAGCAGGGCAACGCUCUUGGCACCGACGAGGAAGAAAUCACGCUGCUCGUUUACGUGCUCAUCGACGCGCUCCAGAACAAAGUAAUGGGCAGACAGCAGUACGUGGUAAAGCCGAUGGUCAUGGAGGAUGAGAGUAACGGCAGUAACGGAAGCGAUAAUCCAGCUGUUGCCGGAAGCAGCGGCGUCGUCAGCGAAGCGGCCCUCGCGCACGCACCGACCCUCACCGAGGACUACCUGCGCGAGCACGGCAUUCCUCUGGCACAGGCCAUCGAACAGUUCGAAACGUGGUGGUCGUCGUUGACGUGCGUGGCGGCAGGGAGCUCGCCACGAUUCGUGGUGGAUGGUCAGGCACCGCUGAGGCAGUGCCUCCAUCCCGAGACUUGCAACAAGCUCAUCGACCUACCCAACCACUACACCGUCUUCCACGACCUCAGGAAGGAGUUCAUCUCGUGCUACUCCACCAACGACGAGCUGUCGCCAGCUAACAUUCAGGACAUGCUGAAUUACUUUAAUCUGCCGAACGACACGGAGAACGAAUAUCACGCAAAGGAAGCCGGUGACAUGAUCGCUGUCAUUCAAAGGAUGAUAAAAGAUGGACACGUUUUCGAGCACCCGGAGGUUGUUAAUCUCGUCUUAGAACCCGGCAUAUGCUCGAAAGAUGAAAAAGUAGACAACAACUGCGUGGUGAAAGCACGAGGACUGCCCUGGCAAUCGUCUGACCAGGACGUCGCGAAAUUCUUCCGUGGUCUGAAUGUGGCAAAGGGCGGCGUGGCUUUGUGUCUGAGCGCCCAAGGGAGGCGCAACGGCGAGGCGCUGGUACGUUUCGUGAGCAAGGAGCACAGAGACAUGGCUUUGAAGAGGCACAAGCACCACAUAAACCAGCGCUACAUCGAGGUGUACAAGUCGUCGGGCGAGGACUUUGUCGCGGUAGCCGGGGGCACGAAUGGCGAGGCGCACGCGUUUUUGUCGCGCGGUGCCCAGGUGAUAGUCCGUAUGCGCGGCCUGCCCUACGACUGCACGGCCAAGCAGGUGCUCGAGUUCUUCGCGGGCGGCCAAAAGCCCUGCCAGGUGCUGGACGCCGAGGACGGUGUCUUGUUCGUCAAGAAGGCCGACGGACGUGCCACCGGUGACGCCUUUGUGCUCUUCGCCAAGGAGGAGGAUGCCGCCAAGGCCCUCAGCAAGCACAGGGAUUGCAUCGGCAGUCGGUACAUCGAGCUCUUCCGUAGCACGACCGCCGAGGUGCAGCAGGUGCUCAACCGAGUCAGUGACAUCAAGCCCGUCGAGAGGAUAGUGCUGCCCCAGAUCCAGCCGAUGUUGCCGCAGCACUACAUCACGUCCGGCACUCGCAAGGACUGUAUCCGUUUGCGGGGCCUUCCUUAUGAGGCCCUCGUCGAGCACAUCCUCGAGUUCCUAGGCGACCACUCCAAGAACAUCGAGUACCAGGGUGUCCACAUGGUUUACAACGCUCAGGGCCAACCCUCGGGCGAGGCUUUCAUCCAGAUGAACAGCGAGGGAGCCGCGUACGCGUGCGCGUCGCAGCGCCACCACCGUUUCAUGAGCUUUGGCAAGAAGCAGCGCUACAUCGAGGUCUUCCAGUGCAGCGGCGACGACAUGAAUCUGGUUUUGACUGGCGCUCCGCUACCGGGUAAGGCUCUGAUCUCGCCCGGCGCCGCCCCGCCCCCCGGGCCACCCGCCCAGGCCCAGGUCUCGAUCCCUGUGCCCGCUCCCCAGCCUGCCGCGCCCCUCUGGGAUAUACACGCGUUCGUUCAGGCCCAGGCCCAAGCUCAGGUACAGGCCCAAGCCCAGGCCCAGGCGGCCCAGGCGCAAGCCGUGCAGGCCCAGGCGCUUCGCAACCAGGAUCUCUGGCUCAUGGCCCUGGCCUCGAACGGUGCGUCCAACCACCCCCACGCGGCCGUUCCCGCCCCCUCGCCCAGUUCCACCAGCAAGGCUCUGGCACUGCCCUCCAACGUGUCCCCGCAUGCGCAACACCCCCACCAUCAUCCCCAUCACCCUCACCACCAUCAUCCCAGCCUCUCGUCGGCCUACAGCCACGAGCAGCAGUUGCACGCCCAGGCAGUGGCUCAGCACCAAGCCGCGGCUGCGGCCGCCGCUGCAGCUGCCAACAGUGCGCCCCUCCUCUUCUUCAAUGUCCCCCAACACAGGAUCCCCAUUUUGCGAGCGGCCGCGCCUCCCGGCUUCCUCGGGGCCUCGUCCAUUAUUCCUGGAGCCCCGCUCAAUCCCGCCGCCCUGCUGGGCCUCAAGAGAUCCUGGGAGUCUGCCUUUCAGGCCGAGACAGCUGCGGCCGCGCCCAAACGGCCGGCUUGGCAGACACCCUCUACUGCCUUCCACGCGACAGCCCAGACUACAGCCCCGCCGACCCUUGCCUACCCCGCCCAGUUCUUCCCGCAAAUCUGAGCCGCGAGUCGCAUCCUCGAUUCUUCGUGAUAGAGCUCUUUCUGUUUUGGACCAACUAGUUUUUAUCUUUACGAGUUUUGGCUUGAUUCUUGCAGAAAAAAAAAUUUAUUUUUACUUAAUUUCAACAGAGGGUUUGACGAUCGUUUGAGCUGUGGAGAAAGUGUUUAAUUAUCGUUCAUGUACUACAACACUUUUCAGCAAGAGGUUUGCGUGUCGCUGAAUCAAAAUCAGAUUUAGCCACCGAAGUCAUCACCACAGCUUGAUGUGUUUGAUUUCGAUUGGAUGGCACGCGAGUCCCUCUUGCGGAAAAGUUUUGGAGCCAACUUACUUAUUUUACAAUUAUUUACAUAUACAUAUAUAUUUAUUUUGUAUAUAUAUUUCUAUGAACAUGUUUUCAACAAUUUGAAAGAUUUAAUUUUUGCUGACACAGCAUUCCAUUUAGUUUGUUAGACGUAAUUGAAAAUUACAAAGUUACAAGACAAUUACAUACACCUAAUCAUUGAUAAGUACUUAUUCGUUAGACAUUUUCGUUCGUAGUUGGUAGGUUUUAAUAUAUAUAUAAAUUUUUUUUUAAUAUUCCCAUGAUAAAAAAAAAUUAACAUGUUUCGUUUUCAUAAAGAAUUAAAUUGAAUAUAGUUUAUUCUACUACACAUCAUAAUCGUGACUUUUCUUGCUAUAAAUAGUAGAGGAUGAUUAUUAAAUUCUACGAUUAAAGAGACACUUGUUUCUUUUUUUUUUUUUUUUUUUUUUUUUUUUU